UAUUCGGUGCAACGACUGGCUUUUUUAACAUGUCCUGUCAGCGCGGCCACAGAAUAAUUAAAAAAAAGAAGAGUGUCAAGUAUUCAGUAUCCCGACCCAGAGCGAGAGAGAGGGCUUGUAAUUCACUCGUUGAAACUGACAUCGGACAACGGGGCAGCAGCAGCUUUAAACAAGUAACAUUAUGAAACUUAUCGAGCAAAGAUGUUACUUGCUUCCUAUCAUCAUCUCAGCAGUCGGUCUGACACUUGGCCAGAUGAACGCAGGGACAGUUACUCCUUCACUUCCACUUGGUCCAUCCCUGACCACCUUGGCUCAGAUAGAUAACCGUAGCAUCAACGCCUCAGCGGGAAGUGGUACUACAACCAGUCCUCCUGUGACAACUGUUCUGUUGCCUUCAAACUGCACAGGCUUCAACACCUCGUCCUGUAGCCUCUGUUUGCCAGGGCACUUUUCCAAUAAUGCAUCCUUGAAUUGUUCUUGCUGUGCUGAUGGCUCCUGCUUUGCUCUGGAGGAUUGUCUGAUGUGCCCCCAGGGUUACUACCAGUCCCUGGCUGGACACAUGACAUGCGUGCCUUGUUCAAAAGGUACCUACACAAAUUCCACAGGGAGCAUGGAAUGUCACUCCUGCAACUCUGGGCUUUAUGCCAAUGAAACAGGUUCAACAGCGUGCCAGGACUGUCUACCAGGUUACUUCUCGAAUGUGAAUGCAAGUAUCUGUGCGUCUUGUGCCCAAGGAUUGUUUUGUAACACAACACGAUGCAGUGAGUGUACCAUCUGCCCUGGAGGGGAGGAAGCUCUGUCCACAGCUGCUACAGAGUGCACCAGCUGCCAGCCAGGAAUGUGCAAGCCACCAAAGGAUGUUCUCUGCAGAAUGUGCCAGAAUGGAUAUUACCAGAUAGAGCCGGGACAGGAGAGCUGUAACCUGUGUCCUGAGCAGCAUUACUGCCCCAGUCCUGAUGUGAUUCCAGUCCGUUGUCCAAGUGAUGCGUUCUGUCCGCCUGGCACCACUGCCCCUCGGUACUGCAUGGAAACGUUCUUCCUCAAAUCAGGAGAUCACUGUGUGCUCACCCCACUGACUAUAUCCCUGCUUGUCAUCAUUGCCAUCCUCAUUUUGCUGCUGAUCAUCAUCUUCAUCAUGCGCCGUAAAAAGGAGACCAUGCCACGGGACCCGGUCCGAUCUCCUCUACUGAGCAAAGAACAAACCCCCGGCCAAGAGACUCGCAUGUCUUAUGGGAUCUCCUGGGACUCGGAACCAUUGUACGCAGGGUGGUAACUGUGGCUUCCUCGUUCCACACCAGGGAUCUGGGAGUCUGGCUCACAAUAUUUUGCACAAUUAUAAACAAGGAAAACAAGAAAACAAUUGUGCACCUGAACGUAGCCAGUGUCAUGCCUGGAAACCAAAUUGUGAAACUACACUCUUGGCUGUUUCAAGUUUGUGGUGAAUUCUGGAGUUAUGUUGUAUCCGAUGGCAUCUUGACAACACAAUGAAAUGCACCAAUGCUCAUUUGUCCUGGAGAUGGUAUUUCGGGUUGAAAUUGCUUCCUUGCAUCAUCAGAUUAUAAGUUCACCCAUUCACCUUUCCAUUUACUGAAGAAAUUGCACUUGUAACAGUACAAAGUUCACUUGUUUUCACACUAAAAUGAACUGAGAUACAAAGAUGAAGAUGGACAGUGUUAAUGAUUAAUUUUGCACUUUUUAUAUUAGGCAUUGUCGUCUUUGGCAAUAAAAAUUCUUUCAGAAGAAGUAAUGUAUUGACUAUUGCACCUUAAUCAGGUUUUUAGGCCUGGCCUGUUGAUAGAUGCUUUGUUUUACUGUGCAAGGUGGGCCAGGAAUGGCUCAUUAACUGAGCACCAUGCAUCAUAAGGCAAUGAAGUUAGGAAAUGUCACCUUCUGUUACCAAGCACAGAAUAACCGUCUGAAUUUGCUGUUUUUUUAAAUGUGUCUUUGUGAUGUUUUAGGUACGUAGCAUUUUUAUGUUGGAGUGUUUAAAUUUAAGUCAGUUUGCAGUAAGACAGGCUAAUGUUGAGCAGGAAACCUGUGAUUUAUCUUCUGAAAAUUACUUUGAAAUGGCUUCAGUUUGCUGCAAUUGGAAAUGCUGGGUCCAAGGUACUUUGUUUCAGCUUUAGUGAGUUCCCAAUUCAUAUGUUGAGCUCUGGGUUGAGGAAGAUUCGAAUGGACUAAUUGUAAAAUGACGCUAGGUUGUAAAAUGACGAGUGUUAAUAAUAAAACCAAAUGUUCGGUACAGUACUGCUCAGGACGAGAGAUUAGCCCCGGGAACUAUUCUAAAUUUAAAGAUUUAUCUUGUUGAAUACAUGGUCGUUGAAUAGGCUUUUUGUUAGGUCAAUUUAAGUCCAAGCAUUUUAGUGCAGUCUUUGAUCUGCAACCAUCAGCCCCUGACCACUCCAAACACCUGGAUUGUCACUUUAAAACCUGCACGUACAGUUGUUCUCCUUAAGCGUACAAGGAGGAACUGCAGAUGCUGGCUUAAACUGAAGAUAGACACAAAAAGCUGGAGUAACUCUGCGGGACUGGCAGCAUCUCUGGAGAGAAGGAAUGGGUGACUUUUCAGGUCAAGACCCUUCUUCAGCCUCGACCCGAAACGUCACCCAUUCAUUCUCUCCAGAGAUGCUGCCUGUCCCAUUGAGUUACCACAGCUUUUUGUGUUCUCCUUAAGUUGCUGCUCUCGACACAAUGAUACUGCUAAUCUGAGGCACUAUAUACAUUUUGUUAUACAGGUAAAUUUUAAGCAGAGAUGUGACUUUUGGAUUAUUUUAUUUAACAAUAUGAAAUUGUAUAUUGAUGGCAAAGGUAAUGGUGUUUCGGGGAACUUGCAUGUUUAAAAGCACAACCAAACCUUCAGUACCUUUUUAAUGACCUCACUCGAUGCUUAAUUUAACAAAAUAAAGUAGAAUUGAAAUGAAGUGGUUUGCUAAUUCUGAUUUUUUUUUUAAACCUGUCACAAACUUUUGUCUUUUGUCCCCCACUUGGGUUUACUCUGGUUUGCUGUGCUAACUGUUUUGAACUGUAAUGUCUUUUUAAAAAAGAAUAAACUAA
Messenger RNA from Leucoraja erinaceus (little skate), 3054 nucleotides. Its product is annotated as tumor necrosis factor receptor superfamily member 4. The transcript has 9 exons. Lineage: Eukaryota; Metazoa; Chordata; Chondrichthyes; Rajiformes; Rajidae. The coding region runs from base 182 to 1273 and encodes 363 amino acids. The record is from RefSeq and is a predicted model, not a curated record. Gene Ontology annotation, molecular function: protein binding.